This is a messenger RNA of Elgaria multicarinata webbii, 9658 nucleotides long. It is a transcript of the gene OTOGL, whose product is annotated as otogelin like. Gene Ontology annotation, molecular function: protein binding; alpha-L-arabinofuranosidase activity. Gene Ontology annotation, cellular component: extracellular matrix. NCBI's taxonomy places the organism in Eukaryota, Metazoa, Chordata, Lepidosauria, Squamata, Anguidae. The record is from RefSeq and is a predicted model, not a curated record. The transcript is spliced from 59 exons. Gene Ontology annotation, biological process: L-arabinose metabolic process. Bases 1 to 9624 code for a protein of 3207 amino acids.
AUGAACAUUGUGAGAAAAGUCAAUUUCAUGAUACCGUGGAACAUAUUUUGGGUUCAUUUUUUGUUGUUUUCCUUGGAAGGAUUUGUCUGUGAAUUACCUCUUUUGAAAAGAACUCCAAGGAAUGAAUUUAAUGCAACUCGUCAGAAAAGAGAUCUCUUAGCAGCCGAGCUUCUGCUCAGCUCUACAAUAGAUUCCCAGGACAAUGUUGGUACUUGUGAAAAGUGUUCUCCCUGCUACAGUGCCUCACUUCAUCUGAGGUUACUGAAGACUGACCAGGCUUGUAAUCUCAGUUUCAAGACUGUUGCAGUUUCCUCUGGGGUUUCCAUUCAUGAGGCAUUUUCUCAGACUCAAAAUUCAUCACAAGGUUCUUGCCUUCAGGAUUGCCUUAAUGGAGCAGUUUGCACAGAGGCAGGAGUCUGCGACUGUGAGACAUUCCAGGCACAAGGAGAACGGUGCCAAACUGUUCCUAAUGCUGGCAAAGACAGAGAUGGAAUUUGCAAAUCAUGGGGGCAGCAUCACUUUGAAACAUUUGAUGGCAUCUACUAUUACUUCCCGGGAAAUUGCUCGUACAUUUUUGUGAAAGACUGCAGUGAUCCAGAGCCUCAAUACACUGUGUGGAUCAAUAACAGCCCACAGUGUGCUGGUUCAGUGUAUUCUUGUUUGCGGUCAAUCAGCUUGUUCUUCUCAAAUCAGGAGGAAAUACUCAUACUGGGGCAUGAAGUAAGAAAGGGUAGAAUCAGGUUGACCUUGCCCCAAACAAUUGGAAAUAUUUUCAUUGAGAGAUUAGCAGAUUACAUUCUGGUGAAAACUACAUUUGGCUUUUCCCUGGCUUGGGAUGGAAACUCUGGGAUUUAUAUUAAGCUGACUGAAGAACACAAGGGGAAGACAUGCGGUCUGUGUGGAAAUUAUAACAAUGACACAUUGGAUGAUCUCCUAAUACAAAACGAUGACUAUAAAGAAGAUAUUGCUAAAUUUGCAAACAGUUGGUCUGUGCAAAUCCCAGAGGAUGCAACUUGUGUAGCUACUGCCUCUGAUUUUCCUAGCCCCUGCAACAUUGACACAGAAUCUUAUGAGAACAUCUACUUCAAGUGCCAAAUACUCUUACAGUUUCCUUUUCUAAGCUGCCACCAAAGCAUAGAUCCUUACCCCUAUAUUUCAAGCUGUAUGAAUGACCUUUGUCGAGAGGAUGAUGAUGAAACUUACUGCCGAGCAGUGACAGAGUAUGCUAGAUCAUGUUCACAUGCAGGUUACCCAAUACGAGAUUGGAGAGAUGACUUCCCAGCAUGUACUGAUACAUGUGAAGAUAGUUUUAUUCACCGGGAUUGUAUCAGUUGUUGUCCACCAACUUGCACCUUUGAGAAAGAUUGUCUUGGCAGUAACCUCCACUGCCUCGAUGGAUGCUACUGCCCAGAUGGACUCAUACUGGACAAUGGAACUUGCAUUUCUGUGUCUGAUUGCCCUUGCAUUUAUCAUGGGACAGCUUUCCCUGUCGGCGCAAAAAUUGAACAGGAAUGUAGUAAUUGUAUUUGCGUUGGUGGCAUUUGGAAUUGCACUGAACAUGAUUGUCCAGCUGAAUGUUCAAUUGUUGGCGAUUCCCAUUUUACAACUUUUGAUGGUCGUCAUUAUACAUUCCUUGGGGUUUGUCAGUACAUUCUGGUGAAAGGCACUGGAAAAGACAAAUUCACAAUCACUUUGCAGAAAACUCCCUGUGGCCAGAACCUUGAUCAUGUCUGCAUCCAGUCUGUAACACUAGUUCUUGAAGAUGACAUGAGCAAGCAAGUGACUCUGAACCGGGGUGGUGGAAUUCAGUAUGUUUCUUCCAACCAGGGUUUUAACCUUAAUGGAUAUGUUGAAGUGCAGAACUUGUCUUCAUUGUUUGUGCAGCUGAAAACUAAAUUUGGUUUAAGAAUGCAGUUUGCUAAAGAUGGUGAGAGAGUGUAUAUUCAACUCGCUACUGGUUGGAAGAGAAGAACUUUGGGUCUAUGUGGAACUUAUAAUGGAAAUUUGAGAGAUGAUUUUCUUUCUCCAGCAGGAAUGAUUGAAGGAACUCCGCAGCUCCAUGCAAACGCAUGGAAGGUUUCAUCAGCAUGUCAUGUGCCUGUCAACAUCCCUGUGGUCGAUCCUUGUAACAUUAACCAACAAAACGUUGGGUAUGCAUCCCAGUGUGAUCUCAUCAAUCAAGAACUUUUUGCUCCAUGUCAUGUCUACAUCAGUCCAGGAUUAUACUACCAGCUGUGCCGCUUUGAUGCUUGCAAAUGUGGGAGCAGCUGUUUGUGCAAUGCACUUGCGCACUAUGCCUAUGUAUGCAGAAAGCAUGGAAUUACUAUUGACUUCAGAUCUCAUGUCUCAUACUGUGCAUUAGUGUGCAGAAAUGGCAUGCUGUAUCACCCAUGCACUUCUUUCUGUGAGCGCUCCUGUUCUUCCCUCUCUGUUUUGGAUGUUUGCAAUCAUGAUUGUGCAGAAGGAUGUAAUUGCCCUGAUGGAAAAUACUUUGAAGAAUCCAUCAACUUUUGUGUGCCAAUGGCUAGUUGCCGAUGUUAUUAUAAAGGCAGAAGUUUUCAGCCUGGGGAAAUUCUGCCUACACCAUCAGGCUCAUGCCAGUGUCUCAAUGGGACCAUGAGAUGUACUGAAGCUGCUGCAAUUCCUGCAGUUCACACAUGCCCUGAAGAAAAGAUCUACUAUGACUGCCGCUCUCAUGUGCCUGGCUUGCCAUCUGCUGGAGUAAACUGUGAGCUAUCCUGUGCAAACCUUGCCAUGAACUUCACCUGUGCUCCAUCUCCACCAUGUGUGAGUGGUUGCAUUUGUCCCCCUGGGAUGGCAGAGCAUAAAGGAAAAUGCUAUGUGCCUGACAGUUGUCCAUGUACCUGGAAAGACUGGGAAUAUAUGUCAGGUGACGUCAUAGCAACCCCUUGUUAUACAUGUGUUUGUCGACGUGGGAUGUUUAAUUGCACUUACUAUCCUUGUCCUGCUGUGUGUACAGUCUACGGGGACCGGCAUUAUUAUACCUUUGACGGACUAGAGUAUGAUUAUGUCAGUGACUGCCAGGCUUAUUUGGUAAAGGGUGUUGGCAAUUCAAACUUGUCCAUAAUCGUUCAGAACAAGAAGUGCUUUGAUAAUGACAUUGUUUGCUCAAAGAAUGUUUUUAUUUCUGUUGGAGAUGCUGAGAUUUUUUUAAGUGAACCCCCAGAUGUACAGGUAAGUUCUGGCAUCAGGUUGGAGUACAAAACCAAAUAUCAACUUUGGAAGGCUGGAUAUUAUACAGCAGUGCACUUUCCAGAGCGAGAGAUCACAAUACUGUGGGAUAGAAAGACAACAAUGCACAUCAAAGUUGGAGCUCAGUGGAAGGGUAAAUUGGCAGGAUUGUGUGGGAAUUUUGAUAAAUUCACAUCAAACGAUCUGACUACAUCCAACAACAUGGAAGUAAGAAAUGCUCAAGUUUUUGGAGAGAGCUGGACAAUAGGACAGUGUGCGAGCCCAAAUGAGACCAUUAAACCAUGUGAAGUUCAUCAAAGCAAGUUCCCUUAUGCCAAAAAGGAAUGCUCAAUUUUGUACAGCGACGUUUUUGCCCCCUGUCGCAAUGUGAUUGAUGUGACGUCGUUUGUCAAAAACUGCCAUACAGACACAUGCAACUGUAAUCUCGGUGGAGACUGUGAAUGUCUGUGUACAAGUAUUGCAGCUUAUGCUCACAAAUGCUGCCAGCAGGGUGCAGUAAUUCACUGGAGAUCUCCUUCUCUCUGCCCUUAUGACUGUGAUUAUUACAACCAAGGGCUUGGAGAAGGACCAUAUAUUUUGGCCAGCUAUGGUCAGAAUGACACUGUUAUAGGAGUCAACAUCACCAGCAAAAUGAUAUUUCCUUUGCCUAGAAUCAGUAUGAAUGGAAAUGUGUACUUCAAUUUUAUGUUAACUCCUGGACUUUUCAAAGACAAAAUAUUAUCUCCAUCUCUGGUUUCACUCGAAUCUGCUGAAAGGCCAAACUACUUUCUGUAUGUCCAUGAAGACGAAAGCGUUUGCUUAGAGCAGUGGGAUGCAAGCUCAUCAUUUCGUAGAAGGGUGACUUUUUUCCAUCACCAGGGCCUUUGGAUCCCAGGUUACAGUGCAUUUGAACUGCAUAGCAAGAAAGGUUUCUUCAUUAUACUCAGCGCAUCUGCUGUGAAAGUAUCAAAGUUUGACGAUUCUGAAGAAUUCAAAUGCUCAAGCAGCUUCAGUAUAGAGGAACUCCGUACUGCAGUACCGUACAGGAGGAUGUGUGAAUGGAGAUAUGAACCUUGUACAAGCCCUUGUGUUAAAACUUGCAGUGAUCCUGAAGGAAUUGCAUGUAAAUUUCUUCCACCGGUUGAAGGAUGCUUACCAUACUGUCCGAAAGAUAUGAUUCUCGAUGAAGUCACACUUAAAUGUGUCUAUCCAGAUGACUGCAUACCUGUGAAGCCUACAGAACCUUCAUCUGGGACAAAGCCACUGAGAACAAGGCCUACAGAACUAAGCACCCAUGUAGUAGACACAAAGGAAACAUUUUCUCAAAUGCCUUCUGUAUUUGCCAGUGAAGGGGUUGAGCCAACGCAUACUAAUCUAACUGUGAAAAUGACAACUGAAAGAGUAGCAACUACAGAGAGAAUGCUUACAGAUCUUCAUUCAGUAUCAGCAUCUUUGCUUUCAGUCCCAGUACGUUUUCCUGAAGAAAGCUACAGUACUACAACCCCACCUGUACUACUUGGAUCUGAAUCCCCAGCAGCUUUUCCAACUACUUCAGAAGCCCCAAUAGUUACUGUAGUAUCCUACAGUACAAGUCCUACUUCCUUUUUAUCAUUAUCCCCUGCAACUACAGCAUUACCAUUAAUAACCACAUCAUCUAUACCAUUAGGCUCUAUAGCCUCUUCUACCACAUUAGCUUCCUUACCGGUUGGACAAAGUUUUGCUUCUACUGAAAUACCUACAAGCAUCUUGAUGACUAGCCAUUCUCAGGUGCCAGUAGCUGCAGUGACACAAUCUUUAUUUACUGAAAGAACAACUCUUCCAAGUCCCAUGUUAGUCACAGGUCAACCACUGACAUUUACCAUGACCUCAGGAACUAGGCCCUAUCUGUCUGCACUUACAACCGCUGUGUCCCCCAUCCCGUUAUUUACUUCUAGAUUUACUGCAUUUGCUACAAGUCCUCUUUAUAGUGCCUCAGCAACAAUUCGACCUGACUCCAAAACAGUAACAAAAACAUUGCUGCCUACAUCUGCAUUCUCACCAAAAGCACUUCUGACACCUGAACAUAUUGCUCCCUUAACCUCAAAACAUUUUUCUACUCUCUCAGAUACAGUUAGUAGAGCAUCAUCUUCAGUGUCUACACAAAGUCCUACAAGCAAAUGGUCUUCACUGGGUCCCAAAGUGACGCACGUAAUGUCUACAUUAGUGCCUCCUCCAAUUACAUCUCAAAGACCCAAAGCAACUGGGGAAGUUACAAUUGUCUCGAAGAGCUUUCAUAUAGGACCUUCCACACUUUCUCUUCCAGGUAUCCCUCAAACUUACCAAUCAUUUUUAACCGGUACAGUUCAGACAGCAAGUAAACACACAUUGCACACAGACACAUCUCCAGAGUCAACUGUUUUUAUAAGUUCAUCAAAGUUUGCUGGCACUAGGGUUUUGCCUAGUAGUACUUCAGUGUUACCUAUCAAGGUUUCAUAUGAUACAGCACAAGCAACAUCUAAAACAAGCGUCCAUACAUUUGGCCCACAUACAGAAUUAAAAACUGUGUCUAUAGUUAAAAGUGAAGAUUCUUUUACUACUUCUGCAGAGUUUCCAGAUGCCUUAUCUGUUUUUACAAGUCCAUCCAGGUUACUUACAGUGUUAACAACAAGAUCUUCUACUCCUCAGAUCUCUGUUUCAGCAUCUCAUUCUGAAAGUUCAUCAAUGAUUCCAUCAGUUAGCAUCACAUCUGCUGUAGUCCCAACUAGCAUUCACAUACAAAUGCCAAUUGUAUCGCUUGGUGAACAUACUACCUCAAGAAGACCAAGUUCAUACCCUGCAGCCUCUCCUUCAUCUUCAUCUUUUCCUUUGUUAACUGCAACUACAGAUAUUCCAACAAUACACACUACAUCGUUGCUUCCUUUGAAGAUCUCUGAUAUGCCUACAUUAUCUUUGGGAACUAGAAGUUCCUCUUCAACUUCUUCAGUGGACAAUAGAACAUUAUCUUCAUUAGUAAGUGUAUUCAGCACUCAGUCUGUGGAGCCAACACAUACUAUGGCAUUGCUUUGGAAUAUUACAACAGUCCCAGAAGAUGUCACUGAAAAGUACUCCCUUAGUUCCUCUGGCAGCCCAAUAGUUCCUACUAAAACUGCACAAGUGACUGAACUCUCUCCUAGCCAUUUUGAACUUUACACAUCUACUACUUCAAUCCCAGUUUCUACUACCUCCCAAACACUUACGCAUGCCCCGGACUUCACUUUGUUCACACCCAAAUCUUCCACAGAAACCUUCAGAACAAUACCCAUAAAAAUGGAUGAAGCGACUACCUCAGGUUGGAUAGAGCUGGGAAGGACACAGGCUUCAGAACUCCAAAAUGCAACCACUUUUGAAAACACUUCAUAUGCCUUAGAAAGUAAUCAAACCUCAGCAGUGCAAGAAGACAUCACAAAGCAUGCAAGCACUGAGGGGCCAUCUCUGUUUUCCAUUCAGAUGACUCUGUCUGUCAAUGAAAGCAGCACAGCUUCCAUGAAACCAGCCUCUCCCUCUGAGGUGACAGAUAUAACAAUAUCCGAUUGGUCUAGAGUUCCGCCACCCAAAUCAAUUAAACCUUACUACAGCGUGACUGAACCGGAGCAAGUGAGAAUCACCAGCUUGCAGAAUGUCACAAUAACAGAUGCAUCUCGCUCCCCAGCAGAGCCGUUGGGAACCCAAACAUUGCAGGCUGAAAUGGAAAUGAUGACAACAGAGAGCGCAGAAUAUGCUUCAUUUGGCACAAUGAUACACACAUUCAUAUCUGCAACAUCCACAGAAUGCACGCCAAGGUAUCUUGAUCCAGUAGACAGUUGUAGUCAGUAUGUGUGCAUUAAUAUGGGAUGGAUGCUUUACAAUCUCUCGAGGAACUGCCAUAAGAAUGUGGAGAAGCCUGACUGUGGUUUUCGAGGAAUGCCAGUUCAGAUCAACAGUGACAGCUGCUGUCCAGAAUGGGAAUGCCCUUGUCAGUGCUCUGUACUCUCUGAACUGAGCAUUAUUACAUUUGAUGGAAAUAACGUAGCACUGUAUAAAGUAGCCUCUUAUGUUUUAGUCAAGCUACCUACAGAAAUCAUUGUGGCUCACAUUGAAAAAUGUCCCACUAAUCAGAGUGCCAAUUCAAUAAGAAAACUAGCUCCAUCUGAAAGUGCUUCGGGUCUCUGUUUUAAGAAACUUAACGUAACAACAUCUUCAUAUAAAGUACUUAUCAAUCGUUUAGCAAGAAAGGUGGUUGUGGAUUCAGCAAUUCAGCCUUUGCCUUUCUCCAGACAUGGCUUAUGUAUUCAAGACACUGGUGCUAUGUAUGUAAUCAAUACACCAGCUGGCAUCAACAUUAAGUGGGCUCAUGUUACGGGCAUUAUAGAUAUCCAGUACGGCUUCCACUCUAAUACAUCUACCAAGACUGAAGGACUUUGUGGUGUCUGCAAUGGUGAUCCAAUUGAUGAUCUGAAAAUGCAAAAUCGGACAAUAAUUACAAAUAUGGAAGAAAUUGAGGCUUUCAUUAAGAGUUGGGAAAUUGAAAAAUCUGUUGAUGUAACAACAAGGAGACCUGUAAGAAACUGUACCGAAGAUAACUGUACAUAUUGUAUGGAACUCUUGCAUAGAUGGGCUUUUGCCCCCUGCCACAAAAAAGUUCCACCACAAGACUUUUGUGAGAAAAUGUGGAUCAACAAUACUUAUUUUUGGAAUUACGAAUGUGAUGCUCUUUCUGCAUAUGUAGCAUUGUGCAGCAAACAUAAUAUUUGCAUUAAAUGGAGAACACCAGAUUACUGUUCACUCAGUUGUCCUGAUGGGAAAGAAUACCAGCCUUGUGUGCAACCUUGUGCUGCCAAAACAUGCCUAAAUAAAUGGUUCUAUGAAGAAUCGCCAUGUUCCUACUUAAGAGAAGACUGUGUUUGCAAAAAUGGGACCAUCCUUCAUAGAACAGACUCUGACCUCUGCAUUCCAGAAGAAAAAUGUGCCUGCACUGACAAUGAAGGGCAUCCCCGUUCUGCUGGAGAGGUUUGGAAUGGCUCCAGUAAAGGAUGCUGCAUGUACAAGUGCUUGGAGAAUGGGAGCAUUAUUGCUAUAGAGCCUGACUGCCAUCAAGGGCCACCUCCGAAAUGUGAGCGGGAGGGUGAAGUGAUUAUGAAUGUCAUUGAAGAACGAGCUUGCUGUCCAAAGAAAGUCUGUGAAUGCAACAUGACUGGAUGUGACCCUGCUACUCCAACGUGUAAAAGUGCUGAGAAGUUGGUAGUGGGAUACAGUCCUUCUUCCUGCUGCCCUCAGUAUCGAUGUGAAUGCAAUCCAUCAGCAUGCCCCAAUACUUCCCGUCCAGAAUGCAGAGAAGACCAGUUUAUUGUUGAAGUAAAACAGGAGGAUCCUUGCUGUUUCUCCUAUCUAUGUGUUUGUGAAUCCUGCAUUGAGCCUAUUCCAUUAUGUAAUGAAGGGGAAAUGCUCACUGUAGAUCUCAGUACUACACACUACUGUUGCCCUCGUUACCACUGUGUCUGUGAUGAGAAUCUCUGUCGCUUGCCUGUUCUGAAUUGUUCUGUUGAUAUGAAAUUGGUGAAGAAAAGAGUACCUGGACAUUGCUGUCCAGACUGGAGCUGUGAAUGUGACUGUGAAAAUGCUUCUGUACCAGCUUGUAAAGUGGGAGAAGUUCAGAGGAUGGAUGCUAAUGCUUCUAGCGCAUGUGGAUGCCCACAGUAUACUUGUGAAAAGGAUAAUGUCUGUGUAUUCCAAGAAGUAACUGUAUUGAAUCCUGGUCAGUCUAUGAUUCAAUAUUUGGAUGGAGAUCUUUGCUAUACAGCAAAGUGUUCACAAGAGAGAGACCCCAGCACAGGAUUUCAUGCCAUGGAUUUGAUAGUAGUUAACUGCUCCCAAAAAUGUGAAGCUCACCAAGUAUACAUUCCUUCUCCUAGUCAACACUCUUGUUGUGGUUCCUGCAUAAAUGUGUCAUGUACUUUCUAUACUGGUAAUGGAACCUUAGUCAUGUAUGAAGAAGGAAGCACAUGGGACUUAAAUUGCACUAAAUACGAAUGUGCAAAGACUGCUAUAGGUGCAAUAGUACUUGGAUCCAGUGUCAUUUGCCCACCCUUUAAUGAGACUGAAUGUACAAAGAAUGGAGGCACUGUACAGAUGUAUAAUGAUGGCUGCUGCAAGACCUGCAAAAGGGAUGAAAGGAUAUGCCAAAAAGUCACAGUCAGAACAACUAUAAGGAAACAUGACUGCAUAAGUCGAAGUCCUAUUAAUGUGGCUUCUUGUGAUGGAAAAUGUCCAUCUGCUACUAUUUUUAAUGUCAACAUUGAUAGCCAUUUAAGAUUCUGUAAAUGCUGUCGUGAAAAUGGACUGCAGAAUCUAACCGUGCCACUCUACUGCUCAGGAAAUGGCACUGAAAUUAUGUAUGUCAUCCAGGAGCCUACAGACUGUACAUGCCAGUGGAAUUAAGAGUUGUAUAAAUUUUAUUGAAGAUUGCAUUCAA